CUUCUUUGUUGUUGCAGGCUGAUUACAAACUGAGCUAGCAGUUUGAUUUUUGUAAUAGGAUUUGGUAAACAAGUAGCUUGUGACCUGUGGAGAGAGAUUCUUCUGGAUUUUUGAGGUUUUUUUGUUAUUGUUUUUUUUUUAAUCUCAUUUGAGGAAAUGGAAGCAACAAGUUGUACCAGUUCUUUAGAUUAUAGAGAGCAUAGUAUUGGGUACUGGAACACCAUGAAGAAGGGAUCUUGAUAGCUGGAAACUGAGUAAGAUAUGAGACAGAGCCUUACUAUGUAUUACCUUAAUGCUACCUCUCUUUUUUUUCUCAACCCCCUGCCCAAGUCAGAGAAAGAGGUUUGUAAAAGCAGCAAUAAUAUCAUUUUGUUGUCCUGAAUGUGAGCGCACACGAUAGUGAAAGUGCUCUAUGACUAAUGUUGUCUUAAAAAGAGAGUAAUAAUUUCACUUAGUUGUUUGUCCAGGUAAACCUUUUCUAGAGUAAGAGAAGAGAAUCAAAAUUAAGGGCCAUUUUAGAUUGAGCUUUUUUUUUUGUAUUUUAAGUUUCAUUGUUAAACCUAAUAAAAUUAUUUUCUUGUUCUGUUUUUUGCAAUUCUGUGGGUUCUAAUUUCAUCUGUCUUGGAGCUCCGACAGCUGAUACUGCUGUGAUAGUUGUGCAACAGAUGCUUAGGGCAAGAGUGGAUGUGUGACAUAACUUUGAGUGGUGGAGUUGUAUGAGUACAGAAGUGCUUUGAGUUUGCAGCAGGGCUAAUCAAUGAAAAAAGGAGUCUGUGUUACUGGGUUAGCUAUACUGCUGGUGCAGGCACCAUAUGACACAAUUUCUUUCAGGAAGGAGCCCAGUAUCAAUUUAAGCAGCUAUGGUUUUUGGCUUCUCAUACAGUUUUCUGGAGGCUGUUCAAGAACCUGAUUACUGUAUUCUGAUUUGGAGCAUAAAAUUGCAUUUUAUUCCUACUCCUGGUUUGUGCUCCUGAUAUUUAAACACGGCAAGUGUAUCCUUGUGCAGAUUUCAGUUUGUUAGCGUAAGGUCUCCUGGUUUCCCCUUCUGCAAUGGAGUCUUCAGAGAAUGUGGAAGCCUUUCUCUGCAUAUAUUUGACCAAAAAAUCUUUUAGAAGCCAGGUGACCAGAACUGUGUGCAGUACAGCAUCAAGCUCUCUUAUGAAAUGCUGUGGAGGUAGUAUUUGUCCAUAACUAAUGCAAACAUCUUGAUCUCAUGUCACUACUUCAUGCUUACAGCAUUGCUGGCAGUCAUUUCCAACUGAUGUGCUGAAAUUUAUAAGAGAAAUUUUAUAGGGAUCAGCCCAAAUUAUCCUUUAAUGAUUGACUUUCAUUUUUCAAUCUUCUAUCCAUCAGAUAGUGUUGCUUUCCUGUAUUUCCAAAUGGUUUAUGACUCUCAGAUUUGUACUGGUGUUGCAUAUUUAAUAACUGUUAGUAAUCUCUUCCUACUCUAGUAUUAUGCUCCUCUGUCUCUGUUUUCAUCAGACCUCUACCCCACGCAUGUCUUCUGCUAGUGCGUCUUAUCUCAGUCUUCACUAGUGGCAGCUUAUCAAAUGCUUUGCCAAGAUUCAUUAGUCUGACUAGAGAUUUUGUAGUAUGUGAAAUUUUAGGUAUGGGAUUUUAUUUUUUUUAAUGAUAAAUUUCCUGCAGGAGGUUGGGGCUGUAUUAAGUUGCCUGAGCUUUUAUUUCAUCUCUAUUGUAGAAAUGAUAUUUUUAUCAGUUUGGCUAUCUUAUAUUACCUCUUAACACUAUCAUGCUUAAUGAAAACUGAGUUAAAGCAUGUGUUUAGGUCACUUUGUUUUUUCUUUUUUAAUGCUGUGUGUAUACUAUCUUAUUUUGUCUUCAUUCUUGAAGUGCCAUAACCUGAGUUGGGUUUUUUGUUUUGUUGGGUCAGGUGUAAAACUGAAGAAUAUAGUUUGGAAGAUGCAAUUUGUUUGACUUGAGAAAAUCGUCUUUCGUAGUUAGACAAACCUUCUUUUCCAUGUCACCUAUUCCUUGCUGACUUCCUGCUUAAUUGUAGGGCUUUUGUGUGUGGGGUUUUUAAUUAUUAUUUUGGUAUGAAGGGUGUUCUCUGCUUUUGCCUCUUAGAUGAUAAGCUUUCUUCCCGUCUUUAGACAUGUUUCUAGCUUUACCUAUCUGUGCAUAGCUCUCAUGGACUCAGGUUCUAAUGGGGAGUAAGUAAUAAAGAACAGCGCCUUCUGGGGCAAGAGAAAGACGUCAUGGAUUUUUCUGUAAUUCAGGAGCAUUAAAAGCUUGGUGGUAUGCUCAGACUACCUUGCAUUUUUUCCCACUGUGGUACCUGUAAUGACUCUUGUUAUCACAGCACAGCCUUGUGCUGCUUCCCAAAUCUUUCCUGUUGCAGAACAGACAACGUGCAGCCUGGCAAACAUUACUUUUCCUUCAGUAUUGGGUAGUACGUGCCUGUGCUAACAGUCUUUCUGUGCACAGGUCUUGUAGGCAUGCUGAGGUGCACGUGCACCAAACUGCAGGGAAGAACUGGGAGUGUAACCAGCCCUUGCCCUGACGGUAGAUGCCAUGAGUACUUGUAUAUGCCAAUGUGGCGCAGACCAGCAAAAGGUGCACUUGGCAUGUGAGGCAUCUGCCCCAGGGGUUGGGGCAGCAGACUUACCUGGAUUCCCACUUGCUCAAGGGGAAACGCAUUACCAAAGUGAGUCUCAUAACAUCUACAUAGUGAUCUUGUGGGCAAUGUAGUCCAUAUGCCAUUCAUCUAAAAAAAUAUAUAUGUAUAUAUCAGACUAAAAGGUAUUUCAAUACUCGAUGCCUUAUAAAGAUUAAGGAAAAGGCAUUUAGAGAAUGCAUUAAAGUGGCAGCAUCUUAACUUCGCUGUAUUUAUUUUUGUUGCAUUUAUUUUGGCCAUAUUGUUGUGACUUUCUAGCAGAAAGAUUUUACCUCAAAACACUGAGAGCAGUAAGCACGCAGUAACCCCACAUCCAAAACCACAAGCAUUACUGAGUGUUCUUCGUGUAAGGUAGGAAUUACAGUAUGAAAAAUGAGUAAUAGAGGCUCACUCUUGUAGCCCUGAAUGUUGUGGAACUACAGAUUAUUUGGCCUGCUUUGUAUUUAACAAGUUCUGAUCAAGUGGGCAGUGAGGCACUCAAGUUACCGAAGUGGUUCCACAAAGUACCUCUCAGACAGAAGAAUCCACCACCUUGGUGCAUAUUGUGCAAAUGUGAUAGUUGCUUGAGGAAUUUGAAUUUCUGUUUCAUUGAAGCUGCUAACUUAUGUUAAGUAGUUAAAAACAAUGUUAAUUUAGAAAGCGUCAAGCAGUGCUGGAAAAAAAUACAAUUCUAACUAAGAAUCAAAGGGCUCACGUCCAGAAUUAGAAUUUAAUCAGUCGCUUCAAGAUUUCACUGAAGUGUUUUGAGGUCAUGGUGUGGAGUAGCUGAAUCUAGCUAGGCUGUACUAUGUAUGCAUGAGGAAGUGAAGAUUCAGUGAAGGCCGGUACACUUCUGUUCCUUAUUUAAAAAUAAAUAGCUUUUUUUUUUGUACUGUCUGUGAAAAUACCAGUGAGAGUUCCUGCAGGAUCAGGAGCUCAGUUUGAUUUAGUCUGGAACUGGUCUUCUGGUUUUUACAGUGCUUUGGUCCCCACAGUCUUUGGUAGUGGCUUUGCAUUCAGAGUUGAUGAUUAAUACAUCGAGGCACUUAUGUUUUCUUUGUGGGGAUUUGUGAUCAAAACAAAUGACAUUUUGUACUGCUGUAAUGAAUGUAAACAAAUGAAUGUAAACAAAGAGGCUCUUAGUCAUCAUGACUCUUGAGCCAUUCAUAAAAUUGUGCUGUGGCUAUGAUUCCUCAAAGCUUUUGUACUGUUCUGGACAGGAAGUUUUUAAUGUAAUUUCAGGGUAGUCUUUUAAAUUCUGUUUGUAUGGUAUAUUUUGGGGGUAUUGUUUGACCCAAUAUGAGACAAGAAUAUCCCUGGAUUUUUCUGUGGAAGAGUUUCAGGUUUAGGUGAGUAAAAUAUUCUCUAACCAGGUUCUUUUACAUAUUCCCCAUAUGGAGGGUGUAACAUUUAAUAUUAAAUUUACUUAUCUGAACACAGAGCAUGUUGCACAGGAUUUCUGAUUGAGCAGAGUGAUACAAAAUAUGCUGAAAUCACAAUUCAAAUGCAAGUUACACUUAGCAAAAUAUGGCAAUUGCAAUAUACAGUUCAAACACAAUAACAGUGUGGUCCCUGCUAGUGGUCUCUACAGUAUGUUCACCACCGUGUAUUGGGUGUUCCCACUCUCCAGGAAGGAACAUGUGAGUUGAAGCCUGUUCCUCUCUUAGAAGUUCUUUUGUCAGUUUUAGUUUUUCUACGAUGUGUUGGGCUCAGCCGUGUACUUACUCCCCACAUGCUCGUUGAGGUAACUCAGGAAGACAUUAACUUUUUUAAUGAACUCAGGGAGCAACAUUUACACCACUGGUUGAUUCACUCAACUGUAAUAUAGUCAGGCGAACUGCUCGACUGACACAGCUGUUUAUCUAAAACAAAGGCCACCCUCUGGUCCCCUUUGUGCUGAGAUGAAGUCAGGUUCUUUGCACCAGCCGUGGUCAGUCACACCCUGCAUUGUUCGGAGCUUCACGGGCAUGUGGCUCUUGCUCAUCUUCACCCAGCUGCCCUCCUUUUUGGGGGUUUAUAGGUCAGUUGCUGGAGUGGAAUGAUCAUCAAAUACAGCCUUGGGUGAAUUGCAGAAAAACUCAGACGCAUUGAAGACAGCAGAUCCUGGAAUGGUUAUUCAGUUGCCUUGGAGAUGAUCCUGCUGCUGUAAAUGCAGGGCUGAAGAUUAAUGGUGUGGGCAGUAUGGACCUAAUGAACGGACAGUCAAGCAGUGUUAAUAUUGCGGCUACUGCCUCAGAGAAGAGUAGCAGCUCCGAAUCCUUGAGUGACAAAGGUUCAGCUGAACUGAAGAAGAGCUUUGAUGCCGUGGUAUUUGAUGUUCUAAAGGUUACACCAGAAGAAUAUGCGGGUCAGAUAACACUAAUGGAUGUCCCUGUAUUUAAAGCAAUUCAGCCAGAGGAGCUGGCGAGCUGUGGCUGGAAUAAAAAAGAGAAAUACAGUUCUGCACCAAAUGCUGUCGCUUUCACCAGAAGAUUCAAUCACGUAAGCUUCUGGGUGGUUAGAGAGAUUCUACAUGCACAGACUUUAAAAAUCAGAGCUGAGGUUUUGAGCCACUACAUUAAAACUGCGAAGAAACUGUAUGAGCUGAACAAUCUGCAUGCUCUUAUGGCAGUUGUGUCAGGCCUACAGAGCGCUCCGAUCUUCAGGCUGACUAAAACGUGGGCGUUACUGAGUCGGAAGGAUAAAGCCACCUUUGAAAAGCUGGAGUAUGUUAUGAGUAAAGAAGAUAAUUACAAAAGGCUUAGAGACUAUAUCAGCAGCUUGAAGAUGACUCCUUGUAUUCCCUAUUUAGGUAUUUAUCUGUCAGACUUGACUUAUAUUGACUCUGCGUACCCGUCAACAGGGAGCAUUCUGGAAAGUGAGCAAAGAACAAAUUUAAUGAACAAUAUCCUUCGAAUUAUCUCAGAUUUACAGCAGUCAUGUGAAUAUGAUAUUCCUCUGUUGCCUCAUGUCCAAAAAUAUCUAAACUCGGUCCAGUACAUAGAAGAACUGCAGAAGUUUGUAGAAGAUGACAAUUACAAACUUUCAUUAAAGAUAGAACCAGGGACCAGCACCCCACACUCUGCUGCUUCCAGAGAAGAUUUAGUAGGUUCUGAAGUCGGAGCGUCUCCGCAAAGUGGACGGAAAAGCGUUGCAGCUGAAGGAGCUUUGCUACCAGCAACCCCCCCUUCACCGAGGAACCUGAUACCGCACGGACACAGGAAAUGUCACAGUCUGGGAUACAAUUUCAUACACAAAAUGAAUACAGCUGAAUUUAAAAGUGCAACAUUCCCCAACGCAGGACCAAGGCACCUCCUGGAUGACAGCGUCAUGGAGCCCCAUGUCCCAUCACGAGGGCAGGCAGAAAGCUCCACACUUUCUAGUGGAAUUUCAAUAGGUAGCAGUGAUGGGUCUGAACUCAGUGAAGAGACUUCCUGGCCAGCCUUUGAAAGGCACAGGUUGUACCAUUCUCUCGGUCCGGGGACAAGAGUGUCACGAAAUGGCUAUCGAGGCCACAUGAAGGCCAGCAGCUCCCUAGAAUCUGAAGAUCUGGCUGUUCACUUGUACCCAGGAGCAGUUACUAUUCAAGGUGUGCUCAGGAGGAAGACUUUGUUGAAAGAAGGCAAAAAACCUACAGUAGCAUCUUGGACAAAAUACUGGGUAGCACUGUGUGGAACCCAACUCUUUUACUAUGCUGCGAAAUCUCUGAAGGCUACGGAGAGAAAACACUUCAAAUCCACGCCGAGUAAGAAUGUGUCAGUGGUGGGCUGGAUGGUGAUGAUGGCGGAUGACCCUGAGCAUCCAGAUCUCUUCCUGUUGACUGAUUCUGAGAAGGGCAAUUCAUAUAAAUUUCAAGCUGGAAACAGAAUGAAUGCGAUGCUCUGGUUUAAACACCUGAGCGCUGCCUGCCAAAGCAACAGACAACAGGUUCCUGCCAACUUGAUGACCUUUGAAUAACAGGCUAAUUCAGAACAAAAAUAAAGAACAGUUUGAACCAUCUCAUAAUUGAGAACGAGGUCCUGAUGAAAAAUGUGCCAGCUGUUUUCUGUGCCAGAACAGAGCCUGUCAGCUUGAUCUCUGGACUCUGGAGCCCUGAACAAAACCACUAAUAGUUGGGGAGUAGAGUCCCCCAAAUUAAAAAUGGAGUUGCAACAUGAAUUGCCAUGGACCAUGCUUCGUUAUGUUCUCUGAACUGACCUGUGGAAACCACUGCCUUAAAGAGUGAAAGGAAAAACAACAUGAAACACCAAAUAGUGUGUGUGAUACUUCUGGCGGUGCUGUGCUUGAGUUAAAUAGAUUGUAGCUAGUUUGAGUUUCUUUUAACUUUAUACUAAUUUUGAAAAUAACUCACCUUUUUAGGCAUUCUUAAGGAAACAAGUAAACUGGUAUUUAAGAGUUGCAUCAAAAGCUAUGUAUGAACCAGGUAAGAGGUACUAUGUGUUCUAGAGAUGUUGUUUAGACUAUACCAGGAGUUCUCGAUGGGAGCUUGUCCCAGGCACACUUACCCUGGGACAAUGUUAUUUCUCUCAGACCUACAAGUAUAAGAAACUUAACAACUGCAAGUUUAAAAUAGCAGUAAGCUUGCAAACCUGAGUACUGUAUGGGAGCCGUGUUCCCUACAAGUGGCACAAAGCCUGAGCACUUACACACCAAAAUAUUUUUUGGUACGUUGUUACCUAAUUCCUGGUUAAAAAUGUAGUUCACAUGUUUUGGGUGGUUGGGGAGGAGGGGUGUGUGGAAGAGACAAAACUGAAAGCACUCUUGGGUCAGAACUGAGUGUUUUCUUCCCAUUUGUUUCUACAGCUGUCUUGUCUCCUACAUACAAAGGUUGAAUGACAAAAAGAACAAAAAAAGCCCACCCAAACCAAACAAAACACACCCGGGUAUAGUUCACUGAGACAUUUUACUUCUCUGGGUAUCUGUUAAUUCUCAGUUAGGGACCACUGUCAGUGAAUGGUGUUUCUUAAUAUCACUUAGAAGUUCUACAUUAAAAAAAGAUAGAGGCACAAUUUCACGCUUUCAUGCUCUCAUUUGGCAAUAACUGAUUUUAAUAGCUGUCUUGGUCAAAAUAAUUGACAUUGUGUGGUAUUGAUAACAUGGCCUAAAGCAGACCUUACAUACAGAAGCUCUUUUGAUCUUCAGGCAAACGAUUAAUUUAUUAGAAGGUAGGAUAACCUAAGGAGUAAAAAGGUGUGGGACUAUCAAAAUUCCAUCCUCGAUAAGAAUAGUUCUUGGUCACUGAAAUUACUCACAGAGUAAAACAUGGUUGUAAAAAGGGAGCCAUGCUUUAUAUGUGUGUUUUGCUUAAGACUUUGAUUCUUGCUUUAUUUGGGUUUCCUUGAUCUCACCUAGAUAAAGUUUUCCUGGAUUAUUAGUUUUUAUUUAAUCUUAAAAAAUUUGAUCUUUGUAAAGCAAGGAAACAUUGUCCAAAAUAGGACUCUGAUAUCGGAACUUUGAAGUCUGUGAAAAAGUAAUAACUGUUCCAUUGACAUUGUGGUUUAGUGGCCGUAAAUACGCUUGCAGACUCCACCAUGAAUACUCCUUUUUAAAAAGAAACAAGCUACCUACCAGUCUGUGGCAGAGUUUUCUGACUAUCUAAUAAAGGUUUCUACUAGUAGCGAUUAUUUUGAAAAUGUACAGUUUGUUCAUUGCAUCCAAGUAGAAGCCUAUAAAUUAACUUUUUGGGUUUUUUUCCAGAGUCAAAUUAAUCUCUUAAUGGAAAUGAUUAAUUUCUGAUUUCUGGGGUACAAACGAGAAGGAUAAUCCAAUCUUGCAGUAACAAUCUCAAACAAAACACAAAAACGCCAAUCACUUGGUGAUGUAAAGGGUAAUAGGCUAGUCCUGUGAAUUGGCUCUUAGUAGAAAGAAAACAGUGGCAGGAUGCUUCUGGCAGUUACACCACGAGGUCUGUGGGAAUUUGUGUCUCUUUGCCAUUUUGUUUGUUGUUGUUUUGAUGGGGAAUGAGUUGUGUGUUCUGAUCCUGAACUCCUGUAUUUUAGGAAGGGGUUCCUUGUGCUGAACCCCUCUGCAGUUCACCCAUCUCUCCAGUUUUUGCCCAUGUUGGGUUUAAGACAACACCCCCCCAUAGCCAGCAGUGUUACUGGAGGAGACUUUGCACAACUUUAGUUCUGUUGCGUUUUUUGUUUGUUUGUUUUCAUUUUAAAAAUUACUUGAUGUGUCUUUCUUUUCAACAACCGAAGUGUUGUGUUGUUUUUUUUUUUUUAACCAUGUGUGUACUUUUUUUAAGCAUUGUGGAUAAUAGCCUGUGGAUUUUGAAUUUUUAAAUAAGCUAUUAUAGGUUUAUUGCGGCAUAACUUUGUUGUUCUGUUAGUGAAAGGAAACAUGCAACUGGGAGCCACAGCCUGACAUCGUGCAGCUUUCCUAAAGACAGAGCAGGUCAGAAGGUGUCAUUUAUUAUUGGGUUUUUUGUAUUUUUCCAGAUGUUUUGAGUUAGGUUUUUAUGGUAGGGAGAUGGUGGGGAAAACAGUUCACAAAUCAUCAUUUAGUGAAUUGUUUCUGUUACUAGCUUGCAUUGUUCUUAGGCCCCCUACUCUUCCUUGGUUUUUGACUCUCAGAUAUGCUGGUUUUUGUGGGAGAGAUUGAAUUAUUGUGGGAGGACUUUCUUAAAAUCUAUACCCAGAAUAACUAGAGUAAUGAAUGACAACACAGAAAACAUUACUGGCGCUUGUUACAAUGAGUAGUUCAGUUCUUUCCUAUUGUUUAUCUCCUCUUCAGCCACAUAGUCCUGCAGAGAACAACAUAGAAAUACUGCAAUGUGACAUGCUUUGAGAUAAAUGGUGCUCAGAAAGAGGUAGCGGUUCUGUUCCCAGAGGAAAGCUGCCUCAGCUAAGCUUUGGAAAGACUCACGCAAGUCAGACGCACUGUAAAGAAAUGUAGCAAUGCCCUUUUUUCUUAAAAAAGGCGUUACAAAAUAAAAUAUUUAAAACCAGUGCUGAGGAAACAAGGACAGCAACGAGCUCAUGGUAUUCAGGUAAGACUGUCAUCCAGACUACUUGGCACUUUGUUUUUCAUUGUAACGUAUUGCUCUAGUUCUUUACCUUGUUAAUAACUGCUGAAAUACUCCAGCUAAUAUUUGUCCACUUUAUUUCAUAAUGUUUUGAUUUGGAAACUGAAGAUGCCCCUUACAGUGCCCCUCAGAUUGGGAGGCAUCUGAGCAAAAAGUGUUCAGAGUAGAUCUGUGUAGUGAGACUUGGCAGGUAAACGUUGCUCACCUGCUGACUGCCAAGCUGACAGUCUUGGGAAAGAUUGACCAACAGGGAAUGACAGGUUUAUGAAAUUGGUGCAAGACAUUAGCAAUACGUCAAUUGCACUGCUAACUUCUGUCUUUCUAACCUAAUCCGUACUAGUUUUGGCUAGGUUUUUCCAGCCUGACGUCUAUUCCAGUGUUCUUAGAAAGCAAAUAAGGAAAUUUAUUUUUGAAAAGCCCUGAUAAUUUGAGUAAACGUAACUCAUCCCAGACAUAUAUUUCAUUCUGCAGACGUUUCAUGCCAGAAGAGUAUUACUUAGGCUAUUAUGAUUCAUUAAGUAUUUAGGUGCAAGUUACAGGCACUGUAACUACGAAUACUAAAUGAAUGCAUAUAAAUAAUUAACAGAUAAGCUUUAGCACCCAGCUUUAAAAUUGUGUUACUGUUAGCUCUUUUAAACUACUAUGAAAAUCAUAUCCUACUUAAGAAAGAGCCGAAAAGGAAAAUGCUGUAAUGGCAGACGUUAUUUGUCAACUCUGCAGCUGGCGUAGGAAGCAGCUUCCUAGUUACGCAGAUGUUUUAGCCUCCUGCUUGAGGAAUCAACGUCUCUUUUGGGGAAUCAGCUGAUUAACUUUCCUCCUCGAAACGCAACUGCAGAGCACUUGAGCUUUUACCAAGAAAAGUGUUUAUAGAAAUACACGUAUUUGAAAACAUACUGUGAGCAAAAAAAAAAGCAUAAAAAAACCACAGUAGGGUUUUAUUGCUUAUCUUUUCCUUACUAGAAGUAAAUUCCUCUCAUCAGAUUUGUCUUGCAACAUCAGCCUCCUCUAUUUGCAUUUACACAUUUUCAAUAAUAGUCCUUUUCUAUUAGUAUCAGACAUAACAAAUGGUAAAAGGAAAUGCUUUUCCCUUCCAGCAGGAGUAAUUGCAGUUUUUUGUGCUGCGAAGGCACUCGAGGGGGUGAGAUCCCUUUUGAUUGAAGGCAAAUUGACGUUGUGGUUUUGGUUUACUGUAGCAAAUCUUGUCCAAAUCAAGGUAAAUCAGAGGAUGCUGCUGCUUCUGGCUCUCGGUGGCAUUUUUGUUCAUUUUUUUAAUCCUUUUUUUGAUACCAGCAUUAGUAGCUCCAAUCUUUCCAUGGCCAGCUAUAGCAUGCUGCCUGUUGGAAGCAUCUAAGGCACCAGGGCUGCUACUAAUUCACAUCAGUUAAUUGCUCGUUAUCUCAACAAGGACAAGUUUUUAAAGUUUUGUUCUUAUUUAAGUAUUACCUUGAUAUUUUUCUCUAAAAGUGGGUUGUGCAUUAGGUGAUUUGGCUUGGGAACGUCAUUAAAAGAAUCUAUGUGAGCAGACAUGGAGUUUGUUUGUAGGGCUUAUCCUUUUUUAAAACCACUGUUCCAGUUUUUAACGCAUCAAGAGGGUGAGUGCUUGGAUUUCAGGAGGACUUUUGUCAGUGCCUUAUUAACUUGAAGACCAACUCCUUGAUUUCAGUGCUUGAUGGCAGAUUGCAUAAUGUCGCCUUGAUGCACCAAGGGGUGACAUUCCUUACAGUCAUUACGUUUCUGCAGAAGUCAGUUGUUUUGGUCGAUGUAAAAUAGCUGUGGCUUGAGUUGCUUUAGUAUUUUUUUCUGUAUUUGAAGAGCCUUUUUUUGGGCAAAAUGCGGAGGUAUUUGGUAGCUUGGGCUUGUUCAGCUUUUAUCAGAAGUAGUUCAGACUUCCUCAGAAUUAAUUUAUUUUUAUUUUAGUAUGUCUCUAAGUAGAUUUAGUUGGGGAGGAAAUUGAAAAGAGUAGUCCAAGUCGUGGUCUAGACCACAUGAACUUAAGAGCUCACGUUGUUAGGAAAAAGCUUGUUUUUCUCUCUCUCAUGUUGAUUUAAACAUCUAACAACAUUCUUACGAGAGGUUUUAUUUCUAUCAAGCUUUUUGUUAAUGUAAAAGAAAUACUACAGGGAAAAAAUGUUUGGGGAAAGAGAAGGACUGGUGGAUAAAUCUUAUUCUUUCUUAAUAUCCCAUAAGCUCACUUUUGUACAUUUUAUUUCUAGUGCCAACACUAUGUAGAGAGUGCUGUCCUUCACUGGAACGAUUGCUAGAGAUUGUUUUAGUAGCAAGACUUUAUAACCUUUGGAAGGGGAAAUGAAACAAAAUGUGUUGUUCUUAAGCAAUUAAAUAUUUGUUUUCCUGGAAGACAUCUUUAUGAAAACACAGCAGUUUUACUAUAGUGGCUUAGGAAUUCAGAUGCUGGAAAGGGAAGGAUAAUUUGAAAAUUAAUCUUAUGCUUUCUGAGAAUCUUCAAAAAUGACAGAAGGGUUAGGACAAAGGAGAAAAGUCAGAUUACUCAGUUUAGCCGUGCCUGUUGCAGAACAGAGCUGACGAGUGUUCUUGAAGGUUACGUUGCAAAGACAAAAGGUGUAUGGAAUGUAAUGCCGUGCAAGGGCCUGCAGAUCACGGCGUGGUUAUGGCUGUUAGUCCAGUCUUGCUCUUGAAUGACUGAAGUGUUGUAAAUAUUCUGUUUCCGUUGUGUGUUUGAUUAGCCUAUUAUUUCUCCUUAUUUGGGUACGUUCUGGCCUUCAUAUGUGUUUCCUGAAGGUAUUUCUUACCAUUCCAAAGCUGUUCACAGAUAAAGCUGAAAAGCAGUGUAUAAAUUAACUACAUGUUGAAAUAAAGAGUUCUAGGGUGCCUUGUUUACAGGCACUUCUAGAUCCUUGUGUACAGGAGCAUAUCCAUUCAAAUACUGCUGUACUGAUGUGUGAAAACCACCAGGAAAUCAUAUAUAUGUUUUAUAAUAAUCCUGCAAGGACCAACCGUCAUCACUGGAAGGGGGAUCAAGGUUGUCAUGCAGCAAACACAAGCCAUUUUUAAUAUUCCCCGCUGGCGUGAGGUGUUCUGGAGCAGAGGGAUUGCACUAUGAUCUCACUGAGUGAUGUGCAGUUUGGCUGUCCUCCGGCCUUUUUCUUCAGCUUUUUUAAUACUUCAUUCUCUGUGUGCGUGUGAAAAAUGUGUGUUUGCAUAAGCUAGUUUAAAUGAAUUUAAGUACAGGUUUCAAAAAUCUUUCCUACUGAAAUAAAUGAUUUAAAAGAUG
This is a messenger RNA of Columba livia (rock pigeon), 12870 nucleotides long. It is a transcript of the gene RALGPS2, whose product is annotated as Ral GEF with PH domain and SH3 binding motif 2. Gene Ontology annotation, biological process: Ras protein signal transduction; positive regulation of GTPase activity. The coding region runs from base 4796 to 6550 and encodes 584 amino acids. Gene Ontology annotation, molecular function: guanyl-nucleotide exchange factor activity. The transcript is spliced from 20 exons. NCBI's taxonomy places the organism in Eukaryota, Metazoa, Chordata, Aves, Columbiformes, Columbidae. The record is from RefSeq and is a predicted model, not a curated record. Gene Ontology annotation, cellular component: plasma membrane.